This is a messenger RNA of Triticum aestivum (bread wheat), 859 nucleotides long. RefSeq lists its product as uncharacterized. NCBI's taxonomy places the organism in Eukaryota, Viridiplantae, Streptophyta, Magnoliopsida, Poales, Poaceae. The transcript has 2 exons. The record is from RefSeq and is a predicted model, not a curated record. The coding region runs from base 128 to 763 and encodes 211 amino acids.
GAACGCUUAUCCGAGACGGCGACAGACUCUCGUUCUCGUUCUGUCGAUAUAAAUAAACUCGCACGUGAACGUCCAAAGUCCGAUCCACGGAACCCCACAAGCACGCACAUCCCGCUGCCUUGCAAGUAUGGACCCCGGCCAACACGACGAUCGCCAUGUGGUGGACAUCCAAUUCGGACGCACCGCCGAACCCACGAGCUACUGCGCGGUAUGCAAGCAGCCGCUGGUGUCGGUGACGGCCGUGGCGUGUUCCAGUUCCACAUGCAUGGUCCGUGUGGGCGUAUGUGGAACACAUUGCCCACCGGUCGUCGUCAAGGAGCCCCACGGCAGGCACGGCGGCGGCGAUCCGAUCGUGGACCAGGAAGGCGGCGGCACGGCCGGCGAUCACGGGUUGCCGCCGCCCGCCUCCAAGGAGGGCGGUGUGGGCGAGCAGUGGUAUCACGGGGACACGGCGCUGCACGUCCAUGACGAGCAGGAACGCCAAGAGGAGAAGAAAGCACGGCCGCGUUAUGUUCUAAAGGGACGCAUAAGUCGAAUGCAAUAUGAGAUUAUAAUUUUUUACCAUGUGACACACGUGACUUUUUUUGUUCUAUUUUACGGUCUAAGCAUUUGGUGGGGAACACUUAUCGGCUCUUCUAUUGCUGGUGCAAUGAAGGGCGGCAAGGCAAUGAAAGUACUAGCGUACGCGUUGGGCAUGUAUAUACCAAUUUCGGCAGUAAGUGUAUGCUGGUGUCCUUUCGCGUGUUUUGGUAUUGUGCUCUAAAAUUCUUAGAAAUUGUUGGUGAUGUUAGUUCCCAUCUGUUGACAGUAUGUUUUCGAAUUCUAUUUCAAAAUAGAAGUUUGUGGAUUUAAAUUUCAA